Molecule: messenger RNA, 1152 nt
Organism: Esox lucius (northern pike)
Lineage: Eukaryota; Metazoa; Chordata; Actinopteri; Esociformes; Esocidae
Product: putative ferric-chelate reductase 1
Exons: 7
Coding region: 140-829 (229 amino acids)
Biological process (GO): regulation of glutamate receptor signaling pathway
Source: RefSeq, a predicted model, not a curated record
UGUUUUAAAUACAGAGCAAGCUUAGUUGGGAGAAGAGCAUCUCCUUCUUGAAUGCACCAGUGACUUCCAUUAGCCAGACGGUGACAACCACAGCGUCUUUUUUACUUGAAGAGGUCUUCGAAAAUACAGAAUUACAGGAAUGGACAGUCAAAGCAGAGCUGUGUUUGCAGUCAUCACAGUGAUGGCGUACAUGGGGAUGGGAGCUGAGGCACAGAACACAGCAGGCUCAGGAAUCAUCUCAAGGGCAAAUUGUGGAAUCACAAAGUUCUGCGCUUCUCAGCCAGAAGGCUGUGACCCAUCUGUGUCUGGAUCCUGUUUCUUCGUCUCAGCCAGUUUAAACUCGGGACAGAACUUUUCAUUCCAGCUUCAAGGACAAUCCAACUUCUACGUCGCUCUAGUGUUGUCCACAACCUUUAUAAUGUUUCCUGCAAACUUAACAAUGGGACAAAUUGACUUCUAUGCGUGUUAUAACAUCAACUACAUCAGCAACAUCAGCAACAUAAUUUCCACACUUGGAAUAACGAUUCCUAACGUGCUGCCCUCUAACCUGGUGAUGGGCUCAGUCAGUGGUCAGACCAUCCAGUGCAUCUUCUCUGCUAUAGUCCCCAAUGCUACUUCCACCAAGAGCAGCAGUACCUCCUUUUUCAUUUCCAUCUACAACGGGACCGUGAUUAAUGGAGUCCCAGGUAUUCCUAAGCUUGUCUAUGUGAGUACUGCAGCCGUGGACCUGUCCAACCCCACCGCCACUGCAACCAACAGUGGUCUACAGCGCACCCUGUCUCAAGCUCUGCUGAUCCUGCUUGGUGGACUAGUUUUCAUCAUGCUGUAAUGUGGAUCUAAGUAGUAAACCACUUCACAUUCAGGAAUCCUGGACCUCUAUGGUUCCUGAAGCCAACCAGGCUGGGUUCCCAAGAAUGAAACUCCUUCUGAGCAGGGGUAGUAAGACAUUAGCCUACAGAAUUAAUCCAGUAAUAUAAGUUUAAUGUUGUGUUUAUAAGCAAGGGCUUUUCAGGUACAUUUAGCAUUGUUCAACCUCAUUACCUCCAGGAUUACAUAUACACGUGUUACAUUUUGUGACCACAAAACAUAAAAGCCUAGAUUAUAUUUAUGUUGUGUUGAGAAAAUGAAUGAGGUAUACACCUAAAACAUCCA